This is a messenger RNA of Hirundo rustica (Barn swallow), 1661 nucleotides long. Its product is annotated as zinc finger protein 271-like. NCBI's taxonomy places the organism in Eukaryota, Metazoa, Chordata, Aves, Passeriformes, Hirundinidae. The transcript is spliced from 2 exons. The record is from RefSeq and is a predicted model, not a curated record. The annotation marks the transcript as partial.
AUGGAGACCAAGGAGGACAAAUCGCCGCGCCAGAACCUUGUGGAAGAGGCCAUUUUGAGUGGCUCCAUGGCACAGGAAUCCAAAAGGGAGAAAAAGCGACGGAGAUCCUACAGGAGGAAGGACUCCAAACCCAUCCCAGGGUGCAACAAGGAGGAAAGACCAACCCUGUGUCGGGAAGGUGGACAGAGCUUCAGCCAGAGCAGCACCCCUGUCCAGCACCCGAUCAUCCACACUGCAGAGAGGCCAUAUGAGUGUUCCGUGUGUGGGAAGAGGUUUCGCACCAGCUCAGAUCUCCUCGUGCACCAGCGGGUUCACACAGAGGAGAGGCCCUUCCGCUGCCCCGACUGCAGGAAGGGCUUCAAGCACAGCUCCCACCUCAACAGGCACCGGCGCAUCCACACCGGGGAGAGGCCCUACGAGUGUAGGGAAUGUGGGAUGAGCUUCAGACAGCGCUCCAACCUGAUCUGCCACCUGAGGAUCCACACCGGGGAACGGCCCUACAAGUGUGAGCAGUGUGGGAAGAGCUUCAACCAGCGUUCCUCCUUGAUCCUCCACCAGAACAUCCACGCUGAGGAAAGGCCAUACAAGUGUGGGGAAUGUGGGAAGGGCUUCAACCAGAGGUCCCAGCUGAUCAUCCACCAAAUGAUCCACACUGGGGAGAGGCCCUACGAGUGUCUCGAGUGUGGGAAGAAGUUUCGGACCAGCUCAGAUCUCCUCGUGCACCAGCGGAUUCACAGAGAGGAGAGGCCCUUCCGCUGCCCCGACUGCAGGAAGGGCUUCAAGCAAAACUCCACCCUCAUCACCCACCGGCGCAUCCACACCGGGGAGAGGCCCUACGAGUGUCCCCAGUGUGGGAAGAGCUUCUCUAGGAGCUCUAACUUGAGGCAACACCAACGGAGGCAUCGGUAAGGGAAGCCCUGUGAGUGCCCCGACUGUGGACAGAGCUUCAGCCAGAGCAGCACCCCUGUCCAGCACCCGAUCAUCCACACUGCAGAGAGGCCAUGUGAGUGUUCCGUGUGUGGGAAGAGGUUUCGGACCAGCUCAGAUCUCCUCGUGCACCAGCGGGUUCACACAGAGGAGAGGCCCUUCCACUGCCCCGACUGCAGGAAGGGCUUCAAGCACAGCUCCCACCUCAACAGGCACCGGCGCAUCCAUACCGGGGAGAGGCCCUACGAGUGUGGGCAAUGUGGGAUGAGCUUCAGAGAGCGCUCCAACCUGAUCUGCCACCUGAGGAUCCACACCGGGGAACGGCCCUACAAGUGUGAGCAGUGUGGGAAGAGCUUCAGCCAGCGUUCCUCCUUGAUCCUCCACCAGAACAUCCACGCUGAGGAAAGGCCAUACAAGUGUGGGGAAUGUGGGAAGGGCUUCAACCAGAGGUCCCAGCUGAUCAUCCACCAAAUGAUCCACACUGGGGAGAGGCCCUACGAGUGUCUCGAGUGUGGGAAGAAGUUUCGGACCAGCUCAGAUCUCCUCGUGCACCAGCGGAUUCACAGAGAGGAGAGGCCCUUCCGCUGCCCCAGCUGCAGGAAGGGCUUCAAGCAAAACUCCACCCUCAUCACCCACCGGCGCAUCCACACUGGGGAGAGGCCCUACAAGUGUCCCCAGUGUGGGAAGAGCUUCUCUAGGAGUUCUAACUUGAGGCAACACCAGCGGAGGCAUCG